AGAGAGAGAGGGGUUCGGUUUGAAGGAAUUCCGUGGUUCUUACUUUGAACCAAUCCCUCUUUGACGGCUUCAGUGCGUAAGAGUGAGAAGAAUUGGUGGAGUGGAGGGGUUUAAAGCAAGCGUCGGUUGUCCAUUCCUGCCAUCGCGGCGGAGUGGAUCUUUGAUCUUGUAAAAGGUUGAGGUAGCAUAUGCAGAAUUUCUAACUGUUGUGGUUCAUCAGACAAGUAAAAUAUGCGGUGUUCCUGUUUUGGUGCUUUAUUCUCUCGGAAACGACAUCUUAUCGAUUCUGAAAAGAACCUAGAGGGGUUUUCAUCAGAAAACAAUCUAAGUCUUUUUUCUUACAUCGAGCUAAAGUCAGCAACAGAUAAUUUUCAUCCAAGCAACAAGAUAGGUCGGGGUGGUUUUGGAACAGUGUACAAGGGAAUUCUCAGGAAUGGAAUAAUUGUUGCAGUCAAGGUACUUUCUGCAGACUCACGGCAAGGGGUUAGGGAAUUUUUGACUGAGAUUGAUAUUAUAACAAACAUCAAACAUUCAAACCUUGUUGAGCUGAUUGGUUGCUGUGUCGAAGGCAGUAAUCGCAUUUUGGUUUAUGAGUACUUGGAAAACGGAAGUCUUGAUCGUGCAUUACUAGGUUCAAACAGUGAUGCAGGUAGGCUGAACUGGUACAUCAGAUCUGCAAUUUGUAUGAGCAUAGCCAGGGGUCUCAUGUAUCUUCACGAGGAGCUUCAACCACCAGUUGUGCACAGAGACAUAAAAGCUAGCAAUAUUCUCCUUGACAGGAAUUUUCUCCCUAAAAUUGGAGACUUUGGUGUGGCUAAGCUUUUUCCUGAUGAUAUUACUCACAUCAGCACACGUGUAGCUGGAACAACGGGUUAUUUGGCACCUGAGUACGCUUUGAAAGGCCAGCUAACUAAGAAAGCAGACAUAUAUAGUUUCGGAGUCCUUGUUCUUGAAAUAAUCAGUGGCAGAAGUAAUUCCAAAUCAUGGUCAGAAAUGGGGAUACCACUCUUGGAAUGGACAUGGACGCUUCUCGAGGAAGAAAGGCUAACUGAGCUGGUAGAUGCAGCUCUGAAGGAUUAUCCAGAAGACCAAGUUAUAAGAUACAUUAAAGUGGCCCUUUUCUGCACACAAGCAGCAGCAGGCCGGAGGCCAUCCAUGUCCCAAGUUGUGGAGAUGCUGUCCCGGCCGGUGCUAAUUAAUAACCAGGAAAUUACACGGCCUGGCUACAUGGAAGACUCCGGGAAAACUAGCAGAGGUACGAGAGCAACGAAUUCCACUUUCUCCCGGUCAAAGGAUUCAACAAGCGGCGACACGACCACCCCAUUCUCCCUGACUCAUGAUACCGUCACGGAAAUGUCUCCAAGAUGACUGUUUUUUGCACAUAACAAGU
Molecule: messenger RNA, 1390 nt
Organism: Musa acuminata subsp. malaccensis (wild Malaysian banana)
Lineage: Eukaryota; Viridiplantae; Streptophyta; Magnoliopsida; Zingiberales; Musaceae
Product: putative serine/threonine-protein kinase
Biological process (GO): protein phosphorylation
Molecular function (GO): ATP binding; protein serine/threonine kinase activity
Source: RefSeq, a predicted model, not a curated record